CGGCUAAUGAUGUCUGUUUUUGCGUACGUGGACGACCUCAUCUUGGCAGCAGAAUUCCAAAUGCCAUCAGUCUCAAGCUGACAUGUAAUUACAGACGUUCAACCUUUUCGGCCGCAGGCUAUGCGGCCUUUCGCCCAUCCUACCCUGCAUCACUCUUCAGGACGGUGCUGGCGUAUCACAACACCCAGUCGACGAGCGGCACGGCGCUGGACCUGGGUUGUGGCCACGGCCUCAUCUCGCGAGAGCUCAGCCCGAGCUUCGCUCGCGUCAUCGCCAUUGACCCUAGUGCGGGUAUGGUGAAGCAGGCAGCAGAUUCAACCUCGGACCCGAAAAUCACAUUUCGCCAAGCCAGCUCUGAGGAUCUAUCUUUUGUGGUAGACGCCUCGGUAGACCUCGUGGUCGCGGGCCAGGCGGCGCACUGGUUCAACUACGACAAGGUAUGGCCUGAGCUGGCGCGAGUGGUCAAGAGCGGCGGAACGUUGGCGUUUUGGGGAUAUAAAGACAACAUCCUCGUCGGGUUCCCAGCGGUUAACGAUAUCUUUAUGCACUUUUGUUACGGCGAAGGGGAGUCGUCGCCCGGCAGCGGAGUGGAGACGAUGGGGCCGUACUGGGAGAAGCCCGGGCGGCAGAUCCUGCGGGAUAACCUGGCGGCGGUUGUGCCUCCCGAGUCGGAGUGGGAGAAGGUGAAGCGCAUCGUAUACGACCCGGAUAGGAAGACUUCCCAGGCGGAUGCAAAUACCGAGGCGAUGGAUCCUGAAGAUCCGCGGGCGGCGUGGCAGCAGCGGAAGACGAUGAAGCUGGGCGAGUUUGAGGGGUAUGUGCACACUUUCAGCGCGUACCGCGGGUGGAGAGACGCGCAUCCGGAGGUGAAGAGCCGAGCGGAGGGCGGGGCGGAAGGGGACAUUGCGGAUCUGUUGUUCGAUCGGUUGCUGGAGGCGGUGCCAGAGUGGAUGGCUGCGGGAGACAAGUGGCGGGAUAUCGAGGUUGAGGCUGUGUGGGGAACGACCAUCAUCCUGGCCAAGAGGAAGUAAAACUAAGGCUUCGGACUCUGUCUGUACGUACGAGUAGAGAUGAUGUGACGGGAUCGAGAGAGGCCAUGGAGAAGGGAUCCGUUUGUGCCGAAAGUGAAGUGAGAUGACUCGCAGGUCGAGCCCGAUAUGGCAGUCUGAAGAGUCGGGACGAACCGCAACGUGCAAGUUUGGGGCGAUUGAGAGUUUAGGCGGUCUUGGUAACCGUGGUUAGGCACAAUUCGAAUUUAGUGCAAAGACAUGGCUCGUACCUAAAUGUGUUAGUAGAUCAUGUCGACUCACCGCAAUGAAAGACGUCGAUAGCGUUUGUGCAAGUCUCCAGCCAUGACAGAAUAUUGGAAGAUGGAGUCGUGGACCAUUGGGCAGGUGGACAUUGGGACUGAGCAAAAAAGGAAAGGGGGGCAGCAACUCAUCCGAGAGCCGUGAU
Molecule: messenger RNA, 1455 nt
Organism: Colletotrichum godetiae
Lineage: Eukaryota; Fungi; Ascomycota; Sordariomycetes; Glomerellales; Glomerellaceae
Exons: 1
Coding region: 294-1031 (245 amino acids)
Molecular function (GO): S-adenosylmethionine-dependent methyltransferase activity
Source: RefSeq, a predicted model, not a curated record